Messenger RNA from Westerdykella ornata, 1873 nucleotides. RefSeq names its product aerobactin siderophore biosynthesis protein iucB. Bases 190 to 1782 code for a protein of 530 amino acids. Gene Ontology annotation, biological process: siderophore biosynthetic process. Lineage: Eukaryota; Fungi; Ascomycota; Dothideomycetes; Pleosporales; Sporormiaceae. The record is from RefSeq and is a predicted model, not a curated record. The transcript has 3 exons.
AGUAGGUCAAUUGCUCCUCCUCCGCGACAUCAAGUUUCUUUUCACCGUGGAUUCCUCCCUGGCACCAAUGCGUAGAGGGGCCCACCUGGUCCCCCAUCACUCGAUGCAUCCCGCCAGUGUCACUUCAGACCAUGAUCUCAAUUCCACUCGCUUCUUCCCCGUCCAGAUAACAUCACUCCGCCAGGCAACAUGGCAACCACCUCCAUGGUCCGCCUUCCCAAUGGCCAGAACCUCGUCGUUACACCAGUAUUCGGAGGUCUCUUCUUCAAGUCCCACGAAGUGACGGGCGCCCACUCGCCCUUUCCGGCCGGUUGGACGAUAGUCCUGCAUUCGAUUGGGGAAUUUGACGAUCAUGGGGAAGUGGCUCACGAAGAGAAGGACAAGGAUGCAUUACCCGAGACCGAAGAGAGGAGACGCAGGAUACACCCGUACAGACAUCCCACACGGGAAAACGAUCACCUUUUCAUAUCCUCAAUAUCCUAUCCCAACAGUCAGGAGUACGGGCCUGCGUAUUCCCCUACAAGACACAUUGCAAUGAUGCUCUGGGCGACGCUGUACUGGUACUUUCACCAGCCCGAGCCCGACCUGCACAUCACCAACGACACUACCAAGCAUACACCGCCGUCGGGAAGACCCCAGGGAGAAUGGAGAAUCAAUAUAAACCGGGAAGGCAUAUUCCAGGGCAAAGUGAUCCUACCAAAGCUGGAGCGCAUGGGCCUGAUAUCGAGCGAAGAAUCCUUCGUUGGCGAAAACCUCGAGGGUAAAGAAGGCUGGACAGAGAUGUUCGUCUCCCGGCGCUCCUUCUGGCAACUCGACCCUCGAAUCUACCUCUCCACCCUCCCCUCCACCCUCCAUGGGGGCCACUCCCCCUUCCAAACCGGCAGCCCCUACAACUCCCGUCCCAGCUCCCCUCACCCAGGCCACGAACGAGAACCUCCCAAAGAGCAUCAAUCGGGGCUCUGGUCCCCAACCGCUCCAGGGCCCUUCCACUCCGGCAGCCACCUACCGACCUACUACCCUCCCCCUCCACCCCAAUACACCCUGACGAACACCGUCCGACAUCCCAUCCGGCCCAAACCCCCUCGACAAGGCGAAGUCUUCUACACGCGCUACAUCCCCAGCUUCGGCCAAUACAUCUCCUUCCGCGUAGCCUCCCUAUCCAAAACCCCCGUCCGCCAUCUCGGCCCCGUAUCCCUCACCCACACCCCGCACCACGGUCCCUCCCCCCUCUCCGUCUCCGACUCCGACUCCCACGUCCCAACCCCCUCAACACCCAACCCCGGAAUGACAGACACCGAAUACCUCCACAAAUGGAUGAACACAUCGCGCGUCGCCUACUUCUGGGGCGAAUCCGGCCCGCUCUCCCACCAAGAAUCCUUCCUCCGCAGGGUCCUCACCUCGCGCCACAGUUUCCCCGUCAUCGCUUCCUGGGACGACAAGCCGUUUGGCUAUUUCGAAAUCUACUGGGUGAAAGAGGAUCCCGUGGCGAGGUUCUUGCCGCACGUGGGCGAUUACGAUAGGGGGUUCCAUUGUUUGGUGGGCGAGCAGGAGUUUAGGGGCGCGGCGAGGGUGAAGGUCUGGUUGGCGGCUUUGGUGCAUUAUCUUUGGUUGGCGGAUAUUAGGACUGAGACGGUGGUAUUGGAGCCUAGGGUUGAUAAUGAGAGGUUGACGCAGUACUGUCUCGAUGCGGGUUUCUAUCGCGAAAGAAUCGUCGAUAUGCCGCAUAAGCGGGCGAAUAUACUAAAGAUACAGAGGAGUACGUGGGAGGGACCGGCAUUAUGAAGAGAAGACGAGGUUUGAGGAAGAAUAUAGACAAUGAUAAUGUAUUUAUGUGCAAUGACCAGCGCUGAAACAAAUGCAAUGCAAUUCAUGG